Molecule: messenger RNA, 1414 nt
Organism: Mandrillus leucophaeus (drill)
Lineage: Eukaryota; Metazoa; Chordata; Mammalia; Primates; Cercopithecidae
Gene: GMPR
Product: guanosine monophosphate reductase
Exons: 9
Coding region: 23-1060 (345 amino acids)
Biological process (GO): nucleotide metabolic process
Cellular component (GO): GMP reductase complex
Molecular function (GO): GMP reductase activity
Source: RefSeq, a predicted model, not a curated record
CGCAGCCAGGAGCCGCCGCACCAUGCCCCGCAUAGAUGCGGACCUCAAGCUCGACUUCAAGGAUGUCCUGCUCCGACCUAAGCGGAGCAGCCUCAAGAGCCGAGCCGAGGUGGAUCUUGAACGCACCUUCACGUUUCGAAAUUCAAAGCAGACCUACUCAGGGAUUCCCAUUAUCGUGGCCAACAUGGACACUGUGGGCACAUUUGAGAUGGCAGCUGUGAUGUCACAGCACUCCAUGUUUACAGCAAUUCACAAGCAUUACUCCCUGGAUGACUGGAAGCUCUUUGCCACAAAUCACCCAGAAUGCCUGCAGCACAUAGCCGUGAGUUCCGGCAGUGGGCAGAACGAUCUGGAAAAGAUGACCAGCGUCUUGAAAGCUGUGCCACAGGUUAAGUUUAUUUGCCUGGAUGUGGCCAAUGGGUAUUCAGAACAUUUUGUGGAAUUCGUGAAACUCGUCCGUGCCAAAUUUCCUGAACACACCAUUAUGGCAGGGAACGUGGUGACAGGAGAAAUGGUAGAAGAGCUUAUUCUUUCCGGAGCAGAUAUCAUCAAAGUGGGAGUUGGACCAGGCUCUGUGUGCACCACCCGCACCAAGACAGGAGUGGGGUACCCCCAGCUGAGCGCCGUCAUUGAGUGUGCUGACUCCGCCCACGGCCUGCAGGGCCACAUCAUCUCUGAUGGAGGCUGCACGUGUCCAGGGGAUGUCGCCAAAGCAUUUGGAGCUGGAGCAGAUUUUGUCAUGCUGGGAGGAAUGUUUUCAGGUCAUACGGAGUGUGCUGGAGAAGUGAUUGAGAGGAACGGACGGAAGCUCAAACUGUUCUACGGGAUGAGCUCUGACACGGCCAUGAAGAAGCACGCAGGAGGAGUUGCUGAGUACAGAGCCUCUGAGGGUAAGACUGUGGAAGUGCCUUACAAAGGAGAUGUGGAAAACACUAUCCUGGAUAUUCUCGGGGGACUGAGGUCCACGUGCACCUACGUGGGGGCCGCCAAACUCAAGGAGCUCAGCAGGAGGGCAACGUUCAUCCGGGUGACCCAGCAGCACAACACCGUGUUCAGCUAACCCCGGGAAUGAAACGGCGUCUGGCUCGAGUGGAAGCAUCCAAACCUGCUUUUCCCAUCUCCCUCCUACUCUGUUCCGUCAGAGCUUCUGGCUGCUCCCGAAUGGUGGAAUGCUGUGUCCUCUCUCCAAUCUCCUGCUGCCUGGAGGCUUCGGGGCUCUCUCGCCUGCCUUCUUGGGGCCCAGACACAAGGCACCGAUUGGGCCAACAUCAGAGCCCUGCUGCCCAGAACUCACAACCUCAUUGUUCAAACCAACACUCGCACCUUUCUUUUUCUCUUUCUCUCUCCCUUUGUUUGUUUUUCUUUCUUUUUUAAAAGAAGAUGGUUUCACUUUAAUAUAAUGCUAUUAAGACUU